This is a messenger RNA of Cokeromyces recurvatus, 1890 nucleotides long. RefSeq lists its product as uncharacterized. Lineage: Eukaryota; Fungi; Mucoromycota; Mucoromycetes; Mucorales; Mucoraceae. Gene Ontology annotation, biological process: meiotic cell cycle; positive regulation of transcription by RNA polymerase II. The record is from RefSeq and is a predicted model, not a curated record. Gene Ontology annotation, cellular component: nuclear chromosome. Gene Ontology annotation, molecular function: DNA binding; DNA-binding transcription factor activity. The transcript is spliced from 4 exons. The coding region runs from base 55 to 1890 and encodes 611 amino acids.
CUUUUGCAUUUUUUUUCCCACUUUAUUUUAUCUUAUUGUGCCUGAAAAAAAAACAUGCAAGACAAUAAAUGGACUUCACCCCCAGAUACUCCACGUAAUUAUAUGUCACUUCAACCUGGCUAUCCUUAUAGCAAUAAUAAUGAAUAUAUACAUCAUACAAAUUCAAAUUCUACUGUUCUUCCAGGAACGUCUACACAACCUGCUAUGCCAAGUUUGUUAGCAGGUUCCCAGCCCAGUACACCUAGACCUGAUAUGAUUAGCCCGCCUCCUGAUAAGCUUGCUGCUAUGCCCGACCUUAUUCGAAAAAGACCGCCCAUACCUUCUCGACCUGCAAGUUUUACAACUACAACUUUCCAUUCAAAUCCUUACCCCAGUAGUAUGUCAUUAAGACGUCGUAGAACUGAAUCUUCGAUGUUUUCUUUUGAAACUGGACCUUCUUUCAGCCCAACAAAACAAGUAUUAGAUUUAUGGAAUAUUGAUCAAUCAAAUGGUUAUCAGAUUCAAAUAAAUGCAAAGAUGGAUAGAGGCUUUUUUAGAGCAGAUCAAGACUGGACUUGCUAUCGUCGUAAUUAUUUUCAAGUCAGUGCUACAUUUGAUAUUCGAGGUUCAAGUUAUAUUCUGCAAACACCAGAGGUACCAUGUCUUGCUAGACUUGAAAAUGGAGAGAUAUAUCAAGUGGAUUUCUUUUCUAUUGGUAUUACAGCUCGCGUUUCUGGGAGCGACAAGAAGAUUGAGUUAGUUCAACAUACACCAAAACGUGAUAAGGGUCCGCAAAUGGUACCUGAGCCACGAAUUGUAAAUCCAGGUGGAAAUUUACAUUUGGCUUCAGUUGGAUCAAAUCAUAAUAUUGUCACAUUUGAGCGAAUGCAAUUUAAAACAGCAACUGCGAAUAAUGGUAAACGAAGAGCAGCACAACAAUAUUAUGAAAUUGUAGUUGAUCUUUAUGCAAAUACCUCUAUUGGUAAACGAUUCCAGGCUGCUACUUGUACUUCAGCUCCUCUUGUGGUUCGUGGCAGAAGCCCUGGCCACUAUGCUGACUCUCAUACACGUUAUAGAAGUAUGGAUGCUGGUGCACCUUCUACUCUACCCACUUCCUUUGGGGCAGUAAGUGGUAAUGGUAAUGGUGGUACUUUACCUGGUGUUAUAGCAAACACUGGAAAUGGUCCUGAAGAUUUUCAUUAUAUGCAAUCGCCACCUCUUCCUCGUUUUGGUGGCGGUGAUGGUCCGUUAAAUAAUCCUACAGGAAGCAAUUCUGAUUUUUAUACAUAUCAACAACCAUCUGCAAGUUAUCAUCCUUAUCCAAUAGGAAGUUAUGGAUCCAUGCUUAACACAUCUUCUCUUAAUUCUGGAAGAAAUGUCGAAGAUAGUCAUCCUCGUGAACAUAGUUAUUUGAUGCAUCCUUAUACUGCACAUCCACUCUCUUCUCCUGCCAGUACUAACAACAACAAUCCAUAUAAUAAUAAUAAUAAUAAUAGCAAUAACAAUAACAAUAACAAUAGCAAUAAUAAUGGACAACCAUCGCAAACUAUAGAAGGAAAUAGCAAUAACAACACUGUUUAUAGCAAUAAUCAUCUUACAUCAGAUAAUAGUAAGUCUUACUGGGCAGCAGUUAACAAUAGAGAAGCGGAUAGUCCUUCAGAUAUUGUUUCACAUCAUAGUAGAUAUAAUGGUCAUGGAGGAGGACAUGAGUCAGGAUAUAUCAAUUCUGAAUUUACUGCAGGAUACAGUAAUGGUGGUAUUCGAUCUUCUCAACAGAAUGAUACUAAUAAUACAGCAAUGUCUUCCUCUUCUUCUAUGGAAUCAAAUUCACUUGAUGCUGGACGUUCUUCAUUGACAUCUGAUAAUAGGCAUUACUUGCAACAUUCCUCAUCAACACAUACUCCACACUAA